AUGGCGAAGAAAAAAGACCGCCGCGUCGUCGCGCCGAGUUCCGAUCGCCGCAAAGACCGAGUCGAACCGCCGCACCAACUCGCCCGCUCAACCUCAUUCUCAAAUCGAAACCUCGCAAUCACCUUCUUCGUCGUCUUCGUCGUAUCUUCAGCAGUCUCGGUACUCGUGUACCGCCGCCUCAGUUUUGCUCCGAUCACCGACCGGACGGAGUCCUACGUGUUCCGGCGAGGCCUUGUUAAGCCCGACGUGAAUUACCAAGAGAUCCUCACUGAAAAUGCACAUGUCUCCGAAAAUGCGACUGGCAGGCACUAUAAAUAUCCUGUAUUAGCCUACAUUACUCCGUGGAAUUCUAAGGGAUAUGACUUGGCAAAAAGGUUUAACUCCAAAUUUACACAUAUAUCUCCAGUCUGGUAUGAUCUGAAGAGUCAAGGGGCCAGCUUAAUUCUGGAAGGCAGACAUAAUGCUGAUAUUGGGUGGAUCUCAGACCUUAGAAGGGCAGGAGACGCGUGGGUAUUGCCUAGAGUUGUUCUGGAAGCUUUUCCAGCAGAGCUGCUUGCAAAGAAAAAGCAGAGGAAGAAGGCUAUUGAUCUUAUAGUAAGCGAGUGCAAGGAAAUGGGUUAUGAUGGCAUUGUGCUGGAAUCUUGGUCGAGGUGGGCAGUUUACCGUGUUUUGAAUGAUCCAAAGAUGCGGAAUUUGGCAUUACAGUUUAUAAAAGAUCUUGGAGAUGCACUGCAUGCUGUGACUUCAGAGAGGAACAAUAAGAACAGGUUGCAGUUGGUGUAUGUUAUAGGCCCACCACAUUCAGAGACGCUCCAAGUGAAUGAUUUUGGACCUAAAGAUCUUCAGAGCCUGAGUGAUGCUGUUGAUGGAUUCUCACUCAUGACGUAUGACUUCUCGGGGCCUCAUAAUCCAGGUCCCAAUGCGCCUCUGAAGUGGAUUGAAUCUAUCCUCCAGCUGCUCCUUGGUACCAAUAAAAACACUGCUCUGGCCAACAAGAUACUUCUUGGCAUCAAUUUCUACGGAAAUGAUUUCAUCCUCUCAGAAGGUCAAGGUGGUGGCGCUAUCACCGGAAGAGAUUACCUCUCCUUGUUGGAGAAGCACAAGCCUGACUUUCGAUGGGAAAAGAACAGCGCAGAACAUUUGCUCCUCUACACUGAUGAUGAUCAUAACAAUCACGCUGUGUUCUACCCAUCUUUACUGUCAAUUUCCAUGCGGCUAGAGGAAGCUCGUAAAUGGGGGUGUGGCAUCUCAAUAUGGGAAAUCGGGCAAGGUCUGGAUUACUUCUACGAUCUCCUACCCCCAGAAAGUCUUUGUGUGUUUUUUGAAGUGAAUUAUGCUAUGGAGGCCCUCAAUGCAGCAAGCUUGACUCCUAUAUCAGUUCUUGGUGAUAGAAAAAAAGAACCCAGAAAAUUCCCAUCAUUGCCCUCCAUUUCACUACCCAAGUUCUCAAGCUCUACUAGCUAUAGCACCAAGGCAUCACAGGAGGGUUCAUCUAAGAGCUUCCAUGGUGGACUAUUGCUUUUGUCAUCUGUUUUCAAUGCUGGGUUUGCCAAGGCUUUGACAUAUGAAGAAGCAUUGGGUCAGUCAGUGAGUACAGCAACCGGAGACUUUGAUACAGAUAAAGUUCUUGACAAUGUUAUAAGCUUUGUUAAUGACAACCCUGCAGUUAUAGCUGGUGGGUUUGUCGUCUUGGCUGUUCCUUUAGUUUUGUCACAGGUGCUAAAGAAGCCUAAGCCUUUUGGUGUUGAGUCUGCUAAGAGUGCUUAUGCAAAAUUGGGUGAAGAUGCAAAUGCUCUUCUGGUGGAUAUAAGAGCACCAGGGGAGAUAAGGCAAGUCGGUAGUCCGGAUAUCCGAGGUUUGGGGAAGAAGGCAGUGCCAAUUGUUUACAAAGGGGAAGAUAAGCCAGGCUUCUUAAAGAAGCUCUCUUUGAAGUUCAAGGAACCAGAGAAUACUACAUUGUUCAUCCUGGAUAAGUUUGAUGGGAACUCCGAACUGGUUGCCGAGUUGGUCACAGUAAAUGGGUUCAAAGCUGCUUAUGCCAUAAAAGAUGGUGCCGAAGGACCCAGAGGAUGGGUGAGUAGUGGCCUUCCUUGGAUACCACCACCAAAAGUACUGAGUCUUGAUUUUGGCAAUUUAGCUGAUGCUUUCAGUGGCGCUGUUGGAGAGGGUUCAGGUGCCUUGUCUGUUUCCCUUGGGAUUGCUGCAGUGACUGGGCUGGGUUUAUUGGCAUUUACUGAGGUAGAAACAAUCCUCCAACUUUUGGGAUCAGCUGCGCUAGUACAGUUUGCAAGCAAGAAACUUCUUUUUGCUGAGGACCGGAAUAAAACUCUACAAGAAGUGGAUACGUUCUUGAGCACCAAGGUUGCACCAAAGGAGCUUUUGGGUGACAUAAAGCAAAUCGGAAUAGCUCUUCUACCUCCUGUUACUAGCAAGUCUCUUCCUGCACCUGCAGAGGCAAGUCCAGCGCCCACUGCUGCUGAUACUGUAGUUAAAGCAGAAGCUUCACCAGAACCUAAAGUAGAAGCAGCUGCAGAACCUGCCCCUGAGAUCAAUUCCGUUCCCAAAGCAGAAGUCAAAGAAGAAUCCCUUCCUGUCAAUUCAAGACCACUUUCUCCAUUCCCCUAUUAUCCGGACUUCAAGCCCCCAACAUCUCCGCGCCCAUCUCAACCGUAGAGACCCUAUUGUAUUAUAUCUCAUCGUCGCUUUACAAUAUCAUGCUGUUUGUCCGGAUACUUCGUAUCUACGCUACCAGUUCCUGCAACUUAUGCUCCUGUUACUGUGUUACAUGAAAUUAUCAAGGCUAUAUUUCUCUGAAGAUAAAACUGUCAUGAGUUGGAUAGCAAAUAAUUUUCCAUUCGUUUUUCUUUCACUUUAUACCAUCACUGAAUCUUUUGUAGAUGUGAUUCAUGUAUUAGCUUUGUUUGGCUUUACUAUAAAUAUUACAUCUUGGUUUUCU
Messenger RNA from Fragaria vesca subsp. vesca, 2956 nucleotides. RefSeq lists its product as uncharacterized. Bases 1 to 2673 code for a protein of 890 amino acids. The record is from RefSeq and is a predicted model, not a curated record. NCBI's taxonomy places the organism in Eukaryota, Viridiplantae, Streptophyta, Magnoliopsida, Rosales, Rosaceae. The transcript has 16 exons.